GGCAAUAUAUAUUAUCACAACAGCGUUAUGGCCUUAUUCAAAAGCUGCUAACAUCGACUCGGAGACGGUGGAGGAUUCAAUUUUGAUUUAAGGACCAAACGGAUCAUGCGCCCGACGGCCGCGCGUUCAAAUCGAUCGUCCGUACAUCAUCUCAAGUCAUCCUCGAUCCCAAGCCCAUCGACAACGUCGUCCAUUUAUCAUCAUCAACAGCAGCAGCAACAACAAAUUCUAUAUGCUCCCGUCAGUAGCCCAAUGGUGACUCUUCAACCGUGUGGAACAGCACUUCAUCCUUCGUGCGUUUAUCCAAGCGUUCAGUCUCACGUUAUUUCAUCGAAUUCCGCCCAUUUACAACUUCAAGGUAAAAACAACCGAUGGCACGCCAAGAACAAGCCGUCCCGCGGUCAGCAAUACUGUCAGCAGCAGCAACAGCAACAGCAACUCUCGUACAAUCCAAAACCUGUAGUACUUUUCGAUCAACCGUCCACCAGCGUUGCAUCGAUCCCUCCGUCGACCACAUCCUUUUUAGUAGCAUCAUCCACGUUCACCCAUGCUGGACCAUUGCACAACGAGCAUUACAGUAACAAUUCUGGAGUGACGCAUCUGUUACCGCAGCCCUUCAAUUUUAAGCCGCCCGAUAUGCAGACUCUCUGUCUCAUCCAAGAUCGACAGAACAUUCAGCAACAGCAACAGCAGCAGCAACAGCAUCCGAUGCAGAAUUCCUACUAUAAUAUCUCGGCCACAAAUACUUGCAGUCUGCAAACCGUCAACAGCAACUCGUCCUUUCCGCUUGCCAAUCUCAAUCCUUACACCGGCCUAGCUAGCUUCAACAACAAUCAAUUUCCAGUAACAGUGCAGUCCUCUCCACUCUUCUCGAAUCCGCCUGUUGGUUUAAUGCUUGCACCACCGCGAGGAGACAAGCCUUCAUCCACGUUGGAUUUCGCACCGUUCAAACAUAACGCAGACAAGACAUCGAGCGCCUGCGAGUCUCAAAUCGUUCAAACCGGUCAGAGCGAGAAUGGCUGGCCUUCCCAAACCGAGAUGUUUUCCAAGAACGACGCGCAAACUGUCGCAGGAAAUAACAGGAACCUCGAGUCUGUCGAGGGUACUUUGCAGAAAUCUCUCUCUGUCGUCGCGAAGACGGACGAGGAACAUUACUCUGAUGAGUCUUCGAAUAGCUUUGACUUUACCAUCGAAGCUGAGAAGAUGGUCUCCGCUCUGUGUAACACCACGUCUUCGAACGAUUUAGGCAAGGAGGAAUCGAAGCUUGGCAACAAGAUUGAUUCUACGUUGUUUAACGGUGCAGGCGACAAUAUGUCUAAUAAGACGAACUGGUUUAUAGAUUUCUGCUCCGAGUACGAAAACAGAAGGUCGAUAGGCGUUCAAACGGACGAUUCGAACGUCGACAGAUCGCAGUAUCCAGAGCUGAUUCGAAAAACAGCUUACUGGGGAUGCACGCAGGCUGAAAGUGUUCUCGAUUCUGAAGAUUUGCAAACGGAUUCUAAACGGAGCUGGUUAACUUGUCUGUCAUCUGCCACCAGGACGGCGAUCACGAAAUCCUCGACUUGCAUCCCGGUCUUUGCGGGGGAUCGAGUUUUUGCCGACGAUCUCAUAAACGCUCUUCUACGCAUUAGCAAUGGAUGGCUGAGCCUUGAUAACUAUCUGAACAAACAGCAUUUUCCCAAUUUGUUGGACAGAUUAGAUCCUGAGUUGAUCGCGCGCUUCCAAACAUGGGAAGAGAGCACGUGCGAAUUACUGAAGCAAAUAGUGCGGACUUUUCAGAAGUUCGGAGAAAACAAAGAGGUGAUGGACCAGAAACGCAACAUGACAUCGUCAUUUCCAGGCGACGUGUCGCUUUAUACGAUCUACAAUCUUUUCGUCCCACUGUCUUCGAGCUCUCUUUCUCAACAAAAUCUUGGAAAAUCUUCGCUGGAAAAACCAUGCAGCACGACAUCACAUCGUUACCAACGAUAGGAACAACAAUCGACGAAUUCUAAAGAAAGCAAAUUGCGGAGCAAAUGGACGAUUACUGAGAAUUUAUCGUCCAUGAUUAACACCACAAAGUCUAUGCCGAACGUCUCCGUGUGUCAUUCUGACAUCGGCAACCUAGGAAGUCAUAAACUUCGCACGAAAGACGCACCAUCAUCCAAGAAAUUUGAUUUCACUCAGAAAUCGCUGAACGCCGAAUUCUGCCAGCUGAGAAACAAAAUAAUGGAAAGCAGCGCGGACGUAACGAUAGAUAGAAGACACGAUUACACGACGGAAGAUAAGCUUACGACAUUGAUCGAUAACAUCGAAUCCGUCCGGCCUCAACAUCCAGCAACGAACGCUCCUAUGAGCUACAGCGGACUGUAUGCGCGGAAUUGUUUAUCCUUCACGUUUCCUUUAUCCAGUCAUUCAGACUCUUCGUAUUCUACUCCCAAUUCGGGAAUCCCAACGUGUAGAGUUAAUUAUCCCUCUUUCGGGCUUUAUCCUAAUACCGAUAUCAAUUCGAGAAGCAGCAAUAACACCGAACCGGUUUACGGAGUUAAAAACGCAAAUAUCAAUCCGGUUUAUGUCAAAUCGCAAACUGAGCAACUAGAACUCCCGGCUGUACCUAGAAAUAAGGUGACCCUGCUUAGUCAGAUCGAGCCACGGACAUUUGACAAGGAGUCCGAGGAAAUGGCAGCCAACUUGUCGGCCUGGUUCGCCAGCAUGCGAAACGCACAGCCUCCAGAGGCCAAGUCGACCUUUGAGGAGCCAAAAACGGCCGAGAACUCGGUACCGCGAUUAUUUAUUCAGGAGAUGCCCAAAUACUCGAUGAUUAUAGCCAAGCAACCGCAGUUUGACGCAAAUCGGCAGUUCCAGGCAUUGCAAAAUCUGCCGAAUAUCCAGAGCACACCUUGGGCUGCUGGCAACUUUAUCGGAAAUCGUUUCCACGUGCAACAAGCGCCUGAAGAGUAUGACAGCUCUGAGGACGUGCGAGUGUACAUGAAACCGGGCAGCUACAACGUACCGAAAAAGAGACAUCAGAGAAGACCCAAUCGUCGAUCAAGCAACAGCGCGUCUCGCAAUGUACACGCGAGCAGUCAUCACAGUGUGUGUGGUAAUAAUGGAAAAAGUGUACCGAUAGCAUCAUCGACGCCUCUAUCUCACGCGAACGCGUCAACCUUGUCCACCAACAUCGGCAACACCACGCUGAUAAAGACUUCGUUCCCACCAGCUUCGCAGUUACCCGUGCCUCUGUUCAAUCUUGAGAGUUCACCUAGAAUCUUGAAACGCACAGAAUCUCUGUCCCAGGAUACUCGUCAGGACGUCACCUGGAAAGCAGCGUGCGCCUCGGCUGAGAUACUUCUUGAAGCCCUUAACGUAAAGGAUUGUGGUAAUACGUCUAAAAACAUCGAUUACAACGAUAGUAACAGCGAGAAGGAAGAUUCUGCUGAAGUAUUGACAAUCGUGUCGCAGCAGAGUGAUCCAAAAUCGUUGAAGGAUGAUAACGCUGACUGUGCGUCUUCCUAUGAAGCCUCAGAGGAUGAUUCGGAGUCCACGUGUAGAUUAUCGCCUAGCAUGAGUGUAGUUUCAGUGUCUCAGUCGCGCGAGGAUGAGAAUGCUCUCGGCAUCAAGACCAACGUGAAAACGGAUUCCUGGCUGAUCAGGACUCUCAAUAACGCGAGUAUCGUCGGCAAGCAGAAGCGACAUAAGGACGACGUAGAUCGACGAAGUUUAGAGUCUUCGAAUAGCUCGGAAAUUGACGUAAAACCGGAUCAGCUCACAUCGUCGUUAACCGCGGAUGCAGAUACAAAAACUCAUGCGACAAUCAUCGAUAGCGAAUAUCCAGCGAUCCUCUCUCGUGAGCAUGUUUCUAGUUCUUUCGCGAAGAACGACGAAACGUCGAAUGGAAGAGCCACGUAUUCUGAAACGGUACGAAGAUCCAUGAAAACAAACAACCUACACCUUGAAAAGAAAGAGCCGUUGAAGUCGUGCGCGACUAAUUCAUCGGUAACCACCGUAAUACCAAUUCCUGGCCGCAAGUGUCAGAGGAACGACCCCGUACAAUCCUAUCAACUUCUACACAAAUCACGAAAAUCGGCCGACAAGAAAACGAUGAAAAAUGCGGAUAGCAACGAUCUGCAAUUGGAGGAAGGAUCGUGCAUGAAAGUCGGCACUGUCAAGGUAAAUAAUAUGUUAACUACCAUGAAAACAAAUCAUAGGAAGAAGAAGGACUUGGAACAUUUGGAAGGCAAGUGUGCCAGCAAAUCGGGCGACCGUGGCUGGACGGUGUGGUGCAGUUCCAGGAGAAAACAGAGCCUCAGUCCUCUGAUAUUCAAUAAGUUAGAGACGAUUCAUCGAACUAUCUGGCAGAUGGACGAGGCGAAGAUUAUCAAAUAUACACUCUCGUACGACAAUAAGGACGGCCAGUUUUCAUCCGCAUUAAUAAUGGAAGAUUACUGCAAGAUUGUUAAGAGUCCGAUAUUUCUUGAGCUUAUCGAGUACAAGCUGAAAAAUCGGAUUUAUCAUAAAAUCGAACACGCUGUACAAGAUUUUCGUCGUAUUAUUAACAACGCGAAAGUAGAUCAUCAGCACGAUGAUGAACAAAUGAAGAAGAUUGAGGUGCUCUCAAAGAAGUUGGAGGACUUACUCGAAGAACAUUUCGGUAAUUUGGAUUUUGACAAUAUUACCGGCAGUCCAGGAGAAGAUUCAUCUAUGCUGCGAUUUAAGACAUCUGGACAGAAAUUGAUCGCCGGACGUUACGAUAGCACGAAGAAAAGUAUAUCGAUUAUCGCGGAGGAUUCUUCGCUCUACUGACUGUUGCUUUUCAUCGAAAUGAAAACUCUAAAUUAAAUUAUUGCAGCAAAACUAUUAGCGAAAAUAAUGUUCUUUACAGAAUAUUGUGCGUAAAAACUUCUUCUAGUCACGAGCCAUUUUGUACAAUUAAUGAUGCCAUAGGUGUUUUCUUUUUUCCAUUCUCGAAGAUCGGAAUCGCUGUCCGAUGGCUAUAAACUACUCGUUUAAUUUUUUUUCUCCGAAUGGUUUUAUUAACUAUGGAAAAUGCGCGUGUGUUCCGUCUGCUGAUAACAAUCUCAAUUUUGUAGCGAUAUCUUAGUAAAGGAAGAAAAACUGUAUUAAAUACGAACAAUCGUCGGACAGUAUCGAAUUUAUUUUUAUAUGAAAAAGAAAGUAGUGUGCGAUAGCAAAGUAUCAGCGAUAUAAUAUGUAAUUUCCACGUUCAUUGUUACGGCUAUUACUUAUAAAACAAUUCGAUCUUUUAACUUCGAUGCUCGUGUUCAGCAUUGAAGUUAAAUCAGUUAUAUCGUUAGAUCAGAGUGAUAUGAAUCAUAAAAUAUAUUUUGC
Mycetomoellerius zeteki is the source of this 5328-nucleotide messenger RNA. RefSeq lists its product as uncharacterized. The record is from RefSeq and is a predicted model, not a curated record. Lineage: Eukaryota; Metazoa; Arthropoda; Insecta; Hymenoptera; Formicidae. Gene Ontology annotation, molecular function: protein binding.